GAUGUACAUAUAAGUUUGUUGAUCCUAAACAUUAAAAUAUCACGUUUUUCCGAACAAUUGUAAUCAAAUUCGUGGGCUGGUAACUCUAGGAAAAUAAGUUGAAUUAAUGUCAAACAUUCAGAGAAAGCUAGAGUCCUUUUUCAAUAAUAUAUUUAUAUUUUGGUAUAUUCAAUUAAAAAUAAUAAAAUAAAUAAUAAAAAAUUGAAAAUGGCAAAGGUCGAAUUGGAUCCAAAUCUUAGCAUAAUGGAGCAAAUACAAGUGCUCAUAAAACCACCACCAAGUGAAGAUGAGAAAAUAACAUUACGUCCAACAAAUUCAAAACAUCCUUAUUAUAAACGACCUGGAAGAGGGCACAAUCAUGAUUUAUGUGAUGCUUGCGAGGAAGGAGGUGAUUUACUUUGUUGUGAUAGAUGUCCAUCUAGUUUUCAUUUACAGUGCCACGAUCCUCCACUAAAUGAAGAGGAUAUACCAAUUGGACAGUGGUUAUGCCAUAGUUGUCGGAUGACUUUAAAAACAGCACCAUCAUCUAAAGCAAAUUCUGUUGAACGCACUCUAUCAACAACAGCACUUUCAAGCAAUCGACGAGAUAGUACGCGACCGAAUACACCUUUUACAAUAGGUACUGAUGUGGAAACGAACUCCGUUAAGGCUCGAAAUCUACGUAAAAGGAGUGUUAGCAAUGCUUCAUUUAGCAGUGAUCCAAGCAAUACUGAAAAAUAUUUAACAAAAUUACCCUUUGGUAUACAACAGGCUUUGGAUCCAAAUAAAAAACCAACACCAUUAGAUGAACUAAUUAAAGCAGCAAGUAUUUUGAAUCCGAAGCAAUUCGAACUGCCGAGAGAACUGGAGAUACAUUCGCAGUUUCCUGGCAAUGAUAAAGUUGAACCUAUAAGAAAUAAUGGAAACAGCAAUAAAAAAGUUAAUAUACGCCGUAAUUCAAAACCUUAUGAAUUAGAUUCACAAGGCUUAGUACCUCUUCCAGCUAAAACCUGUUUUUAUUGUCGGAAGUCCUGUAAAAAAGCCCCGCUCGUGGCAUGCGAUUAUUGUCCGCUCUUUUUUCAUCAAGAUUGUUUAGAUCCUCCAAUGACAGCACUUCCAACCGGAUUAUGGAUGUGUCCAAAUCAUGUAGAAAAUUUUAUAGAUCGUAAUUUGGUGAGCAGCAUUUCGCUUACGGAACGCGUACGUCUUUGGGACAAAUUUUCGAAACCGUUUGAUCAUGAAGCUGUAAAAAUGGAGUUUUUUCGUCGUGUACAUAUGCGUAAUCCCCCAUUUCGUAUAAAAAUUCCAGUGCAUCCGCGGGAAUCAAUUGAAAUUCCUCCUAUGGUUAGAUAUCAUUAUGACAACCCUCCACCCCUACUGCCAUCUUUAAAAGAAACACUUCGUUAUGAUAUAGUCAAAAGACGUAAAGGGCUCUGUAAUAAUUCAUCGAACCAAGCACCAGUAGAAAGCGUAGCCGAAUCGUUAGUUAAAGAUUUGGAAGCCUUGCAAAGUGCUAAGGCAAAAUUUCGGGAAAUACAAAAGGAAUUGGGUAAUGCAAUAGAUUUAAGUAGUAGUGAUGAAGAUGAAGCGAAAAGUGUUGAAAACAAAGAAACAGAGCAAAGUAAUGAAGGUGAGGAAAAUCAAAAUGAUGCAAAAACAACUGCAAAUAUUAAAGAUAAAACACAAAAGAGCAACAAAAAACGUACAAAACGAAUUGAAGAUUCAACUACAAAAACAACAGAGGAUAAGUUAGAAGAUACAAUAAAACGAGAUGAAAAAGAUGAGAAAGAUGAACUUGAAAAAGAAGAAAAAGUUAAAAGUGAGUCUGACGAUAUUGACGAUGAGCUUGAAAGAAAAAUUGAUGAAGAAUUACGAUGUUUAGAUGUUUCCUUAAUAAAAAAAUUAGCCUUCCAACGUGUACAACAAAUCAUUAAAGAGUAUCCAGAACUAGUAGUACAAUAUCAAAAUCGAUCUGCGUCAAAGAAAAUAAGAGAAAUCACAAAAAGUUCAAUAGAUUCAAAAUUACCAUCAGAAAUAUUGGCGCCAGAAGAUGUCCGCGGUCUUGCUAUAAUGUUUACUGGUGAAUCUUCAUCACUAUUACUAAAGGACCAAGCGGCUAUGAAAGAACAAGCAUUAUUAGAUAUAGAUCCAGUUUUAGGAACUGCUGCUGCGAUAGCUGCCGCUGAACAAGAGGUACAAAAAUAUAUACCCAAGAUUUGGACAGAUGAAGAAAAAGUCUAUGAUAUAGCAACACGUUUACAAAUAAAAUUUGUUGAAGCAAAAAUUAGAGCGCGCGGAGUACUAACGCCAUUAUAUGACUCACUUGACGAUAACCUUUGGUUUGGUAAUAUAGAAUUGCAAUCGUCAUUUUUUAUGCGAUAUAGAAGCAUAAAUAUAGGAUUUGGUAGUUCAACACUCGAUGUAAAUCUUUCUAUGUAUGGUAGCUGCAGGCGCAUUUCACCGAAACAUGCAACCAUAUUCUAUGAUGAUUUUGCGAAAUCUUUCGAGUUAAUUAAUUAUUCUGAAUUUGGUACAGAGAUUAAUGGACAACUGUAUACCUGCGAUUUUGAAGAAAGUGCAAUCAUCCCAGCAAAAAAAUACAAACACGAAAAUCUGGAAGUGCAAAAACGUGUACAAGAACUGCUAGAUACGCGACGAGGAAUAAAAAGGCAUUACUAUGUUUGCGACGAAAUAUCAACAAUGGCACCCCCACAUCAGACAGUGUGCAAAUGUUCGUCGUUAGUGAAUCCAGCGAUUUCACCUGCUGCUUGGGAAGGUACAGCUUUACUAAAACACGGAUCUUUAAUAAGAUUCGGUUGUAUGUCAUUUGUUUUCUCAAUACCUGAUUUUGGAUUUUGUUGUGGACAAGAUUAUUGAUCGAUUGAAGAGAUUAAUUAGAUUAAUUGAUUAGGAAAACAGACGUUAUUGUUGCAAUAUUUACGCUAUUGCAACUGGUUGUUAUAUAAAUAGUACAAGAGCAUAAUUUAUACAAAAUGUAUAUUUUUAUUAUCAUUUUAUUUAGACUUCUUCCUUAUUUUUUUUAAAAUGAUUGGCCUUUUUGUACCUAACGACUUCUUUUCAUUGUUUUAUUAGUAACUACUUGCUUAUUUAUAGUUUUUAGCAAUUUAAUAAUUUUAACUUAAGAAUUCAAAAUGCAUGUAUUUAAAAUUCUCAUAUAAGCCGUUUUAAACUAAAUUAUUUGAAUACUGU
Molecule: messenger RNA, 3189 nt
Organism: Teleopsis dalmanni
Lineage: Eukaryota; Metazoa; Arthropoda; Insecta; Diptera; Diopsidae
Product: PHD finger protein 12
Exons: 6
Coding region: 208-2856 (882 amino acids)
Biological process (GO): negative regulation of transcription by RNA polymerase II
Cellular component (GO): nucleus; Sin3-type complex
Molecular function (GO): protein binding; transcription corepressor activity
Source: RefSeq, a predicted model, not a curated record